Camellia sinensis is the source of this 1973-nucleotide messenger RNA. RefSeq names its product Mitochondrial substrate carrier family protein. Gene Ontology annotation, biological process: transmembrane transport. The record is from RefSeq and is a predicted model, not a curated record. NCBI's taxonomy places the organism in Eukaryota, Viridiplantae, Streptophyta, Magnoliopsida, Ericales, Theaceae.
CCAAAUGGGGGUGUGACAGCCCGCUGUCACAACACCCACCCCUAAUCCGCCCUGACAAUUGCUCUCUCAUAGAUCUGACCUUAAUCGUACAAGUAUCAUACCUUUCAAAAUGAUGCAUUUCCAAUUGUUUAGGCUCGUCCCAACUUAUGCCUAAAUUCUAAAAGAAUAUUCUUGUUGUUUUUCGUAAAGAAUCGAUCUCUCAGAACCCUUUUUGGGAUUUCAAUUUUAGGGUUUUGAGAGAUUUGUCUUCAUACAGACCCGUCAAUGGCCUCUUUUCGUUCUCAGACUCAGUCGUUCGGUCAAACAGAGAUUAAUUGGGACAAGCUUGAUAAAACUAAGUUUUAUGUCAUAGGAGCUGGAAUAUUUACUGGGAUUACAGUAGCACUAUAUCCUGUUUCUCUGCUAAAGACCAGGAUGCAGGUUGCUUCAAAGGAUGUUGUUGAUAGAGAUGUAUUUUCCCUUAUAAGAGUCAUAUUGAGAACUGAUGGAAUCCGUGGGUUAUAUAGAGGUUUUGGCACAGUCAUCACUGGUGCAAUUCCUGCCAGGAUUAUAUUCCUGACUGCUUUAGAGACCACAAAAGUGGCUGCUUUCAGGUUUGUUGAACCAUUUAAAUUAUCAGAACCAACAGAGGCGGCUAUAGCAAAUGGAAUUGGCGGCAUGUUAGCGUCACUUUGUUCUCAGGCUGUGUUUGUUCCAAUUGAUGUGGUUAGCCAAAGAUUGAUGGUGCAAGGAUACUCGGGCCACGCAAGCUAUAAUGGGGGACUUGAUGUUGUUCGCAAGGUUUUGAAAUCGGAUGGCAUUCGGGGACUGUAUAGGGGGUUUGGUCUAUCAGUCAUGACUUAUUCUCCAUCUAGUGCUGUAUGGUGGGCAAGUUAUGGUUCAAGCCAACGCUUAAUCUGGAGUUUCUUGGGUCAUGAUACUGAACGUGAGAAAUCUGCUCCUAGCCAAUGGACAAUAGUCGGUGUUCAAGCUGCAGGAGGGAUAUUUGCUGGUGCCACAGCAUCUUGUAUCACAACACCAUUGGACACCAUCAAGACUCGCUUACAGGUCAUGGGACAUGAAAAGAGACAUACCAUAAGACAAGUUGUUAAAGGAUUGGUUGUCGAUGAUGGCUGGAAAGGUUUAUACAGAGGACUCGGUCCAAGGUUUUUCAGCAUGUCAGCAUGGGGAACCUCAAUGAUUCUUUCCUAUGAAUAUUUAAUUUCACAUUAAAAGAUCUAUUUGUGGCUCAAAUGUUGUGCAAAUCAUAUGGAGUUGUUACAUUUCUAAUGGACAUCCAGUAGAAGCUUUAUAAAGAUCUCACUUUUACGCACUAUAUAAAGCAAAUAUAUGAGCACUUGAUCAUACGAGUUUUUCUUUUCUUUUCUUUUUUGUUGGAGGGGGCCUGUUUGUCAAAUGAAAAUGACUGGUUGCGCGAGAGGUAGCUCUCGGCUUACCCCAAAACUCUUCAAAUUUGGAUGAAGAUGGAAAUCAAUCCCAAUCCUCUAGUAUGACUACUGAUAGAUUUUAUUACUAGUUAGGCUUAGCUGACACCUUCAAACAAAUAUUUACAAUGAACCUAUAUGUUUAUGUGUAAAGGUUAGAAUGUUUGUUGUUAGCUAUCCACAUGUAUAUACACAAGCAUUUACUUUAUGCACUUGAUUUGUUCCUAUAGCUUAGCAGGCGUUGUUAUUUCCUAAUGUUUCCCUUUAAAAUCAAGAUUUUUUGAAAGAUAUUUUCCUUCACUAAUUACUUUUUUAUGGGGUUUUUUUUAGUUUUUAUUCCACAAGAUGUAGAGAAUAUUUCUUGGUCUAUUAAUUAAUCUUUGGCAUAUGAAUUCUCCUAGCUAUCUGGUUGCAGCAUAUAUGCUGCUUGUUCAUGCUCUAUGCAGACUAAUUGAGGAGUCAUUGCAUUCUAGUUAUCAUCAAACUCAACAUAAGCAUGCUUCGUAGCGUUUAUUCUAUUUGCUAAUCUAGCUUAUCGAGAAGAAAGUU